AUGACUCUUGCUAAUGGUACACUACGACCAUUCUUUGCUAUCUUACUUCGGAAAGUCCUCAAUCUCAAUGUAGAGAAGUUAUGUCUUAUACUAUCAGGAACAGGAAUGAGUUUUAACGAUAUCAAGAUUCAUGCUGCCUCUGCUAUUGCUAAAUCUGGUGGUUCCACAUUCAAGAAUUUUUUCAGUAUACAUGAUGGAUUUUACAAAUGUAUCCAGUUACUGGAACAUGCUCUAUCAAAUACAUCUUCAAUAUCCCAGAGUAAUGUGAAUGAAAAAGAAAGAAGUAUGGAGCAAAUUGCAGAUAUUAUGAUUCGUAGCAUGCUUUCUCAUUAUACAAAAUUAGUGAAAGGAGAUGAAGGUGCCGAAAUGGUUCAAUAUGGGUUUUCUCAGCUUUGCAGUUUUGAACAUCUAGAAGAUCUAAACGCGCUUCAAAUGGAUGCCAUUUCAAUACAAAUAGCAGAACUGAUUCCCAUCUUGGUGAUUAGAGAAUAUAUAAAAAAACAUCCUGAUGAAUUUGAGGCCCAGCAUUGUGAAAUCUAUGUUCAGUUCAUUAUAAUGCAUCAUGUGCAGCGUAAGAGUCGUUCUGUUUUGUCGGAAUCAUUUGGAAGAGGUUUAAAAUCACGCUGUAUGAAACAAGUUGGCAGAAUGAAUGUUAAUGGUAAAAUUUAUUGGGGAAUAGAGCUUACACUUGAGGGUGACGGUUUAGAGGAGCAUGAGGCGGUUUUAUGA
Molecule: messenger RNA, 729 nt
Organism: Funneliformis caledonium
Lineage: Eukaryota; Fungi; Glomeromycota; Glomeromycetes; Glomerales; Glomeraceae
Source: the annotation of a GenBank genome assembly